AUGGUUCUCGCGGUCGAUCUCCUCAACCCCAACCCUCAGACUGAGGCCCGCAAGCACAAGCUCAAGACUCUUGUGCCUGCUCCUCGCUCCUUCUUCAUGGACGUCAAGUGCCCCGGUUGCUUCACCAUCACCACCGUCUUCUCGCACGCCCAGACCGUCGUCAUCUGCGCUGGAUGCUCGACCGUCCUGUGCCAGCCCACCGGUGGCAAGGCCAGACUCACUGAGGGAUGCUCUUUCCGGAGGAAGUAA
Messenger RNA from Paecilomyces variotii, 249 nucleotides. Its product is annotated as 40S ribosomal protein S27. Gene Ontology annotation, molecular function: RNA binding; structural constituent of ribosome. Gene Ontology annotation, biological process: translation; ribosomal small subunit assembly. NCBI's taxonomy places the organism in Eukaryota, Fungi, Ascomycota, Eurotiomycetes, Eurotiales, Thermoascaceae. Gene Ontology annotation, cellular component: ribosome; cytosolic small ribosomal subunit. The transcript has 3 exons. The record is from RefSeq and is a predicted model, not a curated record. Bases 1 to 249 code for a protein of 82 amino acids.